This is a messenger RNA of Anopheles stephensi (Asian malaria mosquito), 4062 nucleotides long. RefSeq names its product transmembrane 9 superfamily member 2 (gene TM9SF2). Gene Ontology annotation, cellular component: membrane. Gene Ontology annotation, biological process: protein localization to membrane. Lineage: Eukaryota; Metazoa; Arthropoda; Insecta; Diptera; Culicidae. The record is from RefSeq and is a predicted model, not a curated record.
GGAAAGGUAUCAUGAACCAACCGGCUUUCCGCAUACUUUGCACAGUUUGGCCAACAAUACAUCGGGUCAGCAAAAGUUUAUCUUUUUCGUUUACGUUUCACCAAGAAUUCAGUGCGAAAAACGAUUAAACGUAGCAGAAUGUGCAUUAUCGUGUGACAAGCGAAGGUCAUCGCUGUCGGAGAAUUCUGAUGGGCUGUGGGUAGUUCCAGAGUGGGAACAAUUGUCUGCCGUGCAGAACAAUAAACUGUGUAAUUGUGUGUGGUACGAGGAGUGGGGCUUAAAAAACCGGCACGCAAGCGAUUCGUGAUAGAAGGAAAAAGAAAAAAAAAAACAUCCCAUCUCCAGAAAAGACAUUCCUAGCGGUCCAAGUAAGCGGUGCGUAGAACUGCUGUGGCUGUGUGAGUGAGUGUGAGUGUGUGCGCUGCAUCCGGUGCAGCGAUAUCGAAGUAACAACACCGCAAAAAAAAAACAUUAUGACGAGACACAGUUCUGUCAGCAGCAGAAUGGGAGGAAACCUUGCCGUCGGUUUCCUUCCAAUUGUUUGCCUCCUGGCGACGGUUGCAUUGGUGGAAGCAUUCUACCUUCCGGGGUUGGCACCGGUCAACUAUUGCCGCAAAUCCGAGAUGCAAAAAUCGUGCAAGUCCGAGGUAACACUGUACGUGAAUCGACUGAACACGGAGGAAUCGGUGAUUCCGUACGAGUAUCAUCACUUCGAUUUCUGUCCAAUCGAUGAAGCAAAUUCGCCGGUAGAAAAUCUCGGCCAAGUAGUGUUUGGCGAACGCAUCCGUCCCGGCCCGUACAAAAUUCAGUUCCUCGAAGACGUAAAGUGUGCGAAAGCAUGCGUGAAACACUACAAGGGAGGCGAUCCGGACAGUGACCAUCGGUUGAUGGUGUUGAAGAAGGGAAUGAGCCUAAACUAUCAGCACCAUUGGAUCGUUGAUAACAUGCCGGUGACCUGGUGCUAUCCGCUGGAAAACGAGCGCCAGUACUGCAGUACCGGCUUCCCGAUGGGGUGUCUCGUACGCCGGCAUCCGGACGGGGAAGAAGGUUGCAUUACCAAUCCUAACUACAACCGCGCCGGAUAUUACUAUCCGUUCAACCACGUCGAUUUGACCAUUACGUACCAUAGCGGUGCAACCGAGGAGUGGGGUGUAGCAUUCAAGCAGAAUGGCGGACGCAUCAUAUCGGUGAAGGUCGUGCCAUCGUCCAUUAACCACAAAGACCCGAACGAGCUGAACUGCGACAGCAAGGAACCGAUCGAAAUUCAAUCCAGCGCACUCCGAACGGGCCAAACGCUGGAUAUCGUGUACACGUACUCGGUGCACUUUACGCAGAACAACAAAAUUAAGUGGUCCUCCCGGUGGGAUUACAUCCUCGAGUCGAUGCCGCACACCAACAUCCAGUGGUUUAGCAUUUUAAACUCGCUCGUCAUCGUCCUGUUCCUGUCCGGCAUGGUGGCGAUGAUUAUGCUGCGGACGCUGCAUAAGGAUAUCGCACGGUACAACCAGAUGGAUUCGGGCGAGGAUGCACAGGAAGAGUUCGGCUGGAAGCUGGUGCACGGUGACGUGUUCCGACCACCGCGCAAAGGCAUGCUGCUGUCCGUGUUUCUUGGCUCCGGCAUACAGGUGUUCUGCAUGACGUUGGUCACGCUCGCUUUCGCGUGUCUCGGAUUUCUGUCGCCCGCCAAUCGGGGUGCGUUGAUGACGUGUGCUAUGGUGCUGUUCGUGCUGCUCGGUACGCCGGCCGGUUAUGUUUCGGCCCGCAUCUACAAGAGCUUCGGUGGAAUCAAGUGGAAGAGCAACGUGCUGUUGACCUCCAUGCUGUGUCCGGGCGUCGUGUUUGGACUGUUCUUCGUGAUGAACUUGAUACUGUGGAGCAAAGGAAGUUCGGGUGCUGUUCCCUUUUCGACCCUGAUUGCGCUGCUCGCUCUUUGGUUCGGUGUUUCCGUUCCGCUUACCUUCGUUGGAGCGUACUUUGGUUUCCGGAAGAGGUCCUUGGAGCAUCCGGUGCGAACGAACCAAAUCCCGCGCCAGAUUCCGGACCAAUCCAUCUACACCCAACCGAUCCCGGGCAUCAUUAUGGGCGGCGUGCUACCGUUUGGCUGCAUUUUCAUCCAGCUGUUCUUCAUCCUGAACUCGCUGUGGUCGAGCCAAAUGUACUACAUGUUUGGCUUCCUGUUUCUCGUGUUCUUGAUCCUCGUGAUCACCUGCUCGGAAACGACGAUUCUGCUGUGCUACUUCCAUCUGUGCGCCGAAGACUAUCACUGGUGGUGGCGAUCGUUCCUCACGUCUGGUUUUACCGCCGUCUAUCUGUUCGUGUACUGCUGUCACUACUUCGCCACGAAGCUACAGAUCGAGGAUGCUGCCUCGACGUUCCUGUACUUUGGCUACACGCUGAUCAUGGUGUUUCUGUUCUUCUUGCUAACAGGCUCGAUAGGGUUCUUUGCCUGCUUCUGGUUUAUCCGUAAAAUCUACAGCGUGGUAAAGGUGGAUUAAAGAAGGUAAGGGGCGCCCCUUACCCUUUGCGGUGUGUGGCGAGUUUGGCGGUCGCUUCCGUUUCCCGGUAGAUGCGAUCUCCGCCUUCCUUUUAAGCGCAUAGUAGUCCCUGUGCUUUAUUUUUGCCUUCAUUUAAUUUUAUCACUACUUUGCCCUCCGACGGGAUUUUUGUUGUAGAGUAUAUGACACAGUAUAUGAUUGUAUCGAACACUAGAGAACACAAAUCGUCGUGCUGGAUUGGUGUGUUCUCGGCAUAUUGUGCGGCACAAACCCAUUUACAACGAGCAGGCGCGCGAUGUUUUGUAGGAAAGCAAUUGUAGGGAGGACAAUACCGACAAUACACUGCAGCAAACGUAACGUUAUCAUCAAGCUCGACCCCCAAGCCCCCCCCCACCUCCUCCUGUAUUUUACCGUGUUUGUGACGAGGGCCGAAGAUUGAAUCGCGCAAAUUUGAAUGGACCGUUUCUCUGGUGAAAGUAUGUUGUAAAUGGUACGUUUUGAUUUGGGAUGUGGAAUGUGUUUAUGUUUGUGCAACAUAACUAUGUGUAUGUGUGUGUGUCUCGAUUUCGUAUCGGAAAAGGGAAAGACAAAUGCAGGAUAGCAGUAUGCUGUAAUUUUGUUUAUUACAAUUCCAAUGUAUUGUUUAUUAUCGUAUCACGCGAGUGUGCGGAGAUUCCCCGGUCUCAGCUUAGUAAUAAUCGUGCGAAACUAACGUGAACUGCUAGCACAGCUGCGCAAUUAGAUUAGUGCUGUAUCCUUCUUCCCUGUCUUUUAAACAAAGCAGAACAUCUACCCAACCGGCAAACGCACCGGAACCGGAACGCGGGUACCGUGUGGUGUAACGUGGCGACGCAGCAGUGUUUCCUUUUCUUUCCAACAGCAGCACACAAUUCUUAUGUACAACUUCAAAUGUCCUCUUUCUUUCCAAAUACUAGGUUAGAAAUCGUAAAAGAAACCGUGACACGUGAUGAUGAUAGAGAGAGAGAGAGAGAGUAUUAGAGGGCCGGUGGUGCAGGAUGAGUGGAGUGAAUGAACAAUGAAUAUACAAAAUGAAGAAUGAAUAUCGAAAACCGACACACUCACGACGACACCGCAUUGAUUGUUUUCCGCACACUUUUAUUUCGCUGUGUAAAUUAUUUAUUAGAAUUAUUCUUCCGUUCCGCUCGCUAAAUUCAAUGUCGUGCAGUGAAAUGAGGGAGAGGGAAGCGCAGAACAAACAAAAAAAAAAAAACACAAUAGAAGAACAGUAACAACACAAAACACAUUUGAAACAAUUAGAAUGGCAACGCAACACUGUGAAUGAGAGGGAGGACACGAGGAUCAAACUGUCUGUCUCUGUGUGAGUGUGUUUGUGUGUGUGUGCGCGUUUGUUUUUUGAGUGGAUGAAGCAACUUUCGCACCUCAACAGCACUGUGGUCGCUCGAUCGGUCCUCGAAUCGUCGGUGUGGACGAUGUGAUGAAACAGUAAAACUUAAACAAGAAGGGCAUGAUUAAUAAAAAGAAAAAUAUUAAUUGUAAUGAUACUAUCGUAAAACCAAUAAAAGAGCCAAGAGCAGUGUUUCACUUA